AUAAUUUAUUUAUACGAGUAGACUACCAGGGGAACUCGGUGAACGUGAUAUGGAUCGAGCCCUCGUCAGAUCACAAACUAUGACCACCUCACCAGGUUUAUGGAUACUUCUAUCUGGUGUCCUGGCUUUCUCCACCAGAGUGAAGUCCCAGGUUCGGUUAUAUCAUCCCAUCGACAAUGUAAAUCAGAUUAACGCAGAGGAAGUGGGGUUUGUACUUGACCAGCCGACAUCAAAACUAGUCCAAUUUUACAACUCCUUUAACGAAGAUUGCAUAAGUUUUGCUCCCACCUUUAAGAGCCUGGCCAGGGACUUAAGAGAUUGGGAUAGGCUUCUUAAGGUUUACGCCAUUGACUGUGCCAAGGACGAGAAUAUCAGAACAUGUGAUAAAUUGGAAGUCAGUAAAAUGCCCUUGGUGCGCUAUUAUCCUCCAAAAUUCGAUCGCAAUUUGGUGGGAAUCGAGAUUGCUAGCAGAAAACCCGAUGCAAUUAAACAGCAUCUGACUUCUUAUUUAAGUCAACUGAAGCACAGUCCUGAAGAUGAAGAGCUCUUUAAGCCACUUACGAAGGAAGACUCUGCUGACGGUGUUUUUAUCACACAAAACUCCGUAUAUAAUAGCAUAAAAAAUGUGGUUUUAGUCUAUCAACCCAAAUCUUCACUGAUUGGUAUAAGAACUGUAUUGGAGCUGCUAUCUUUGAAGUCAUUAAAAGUGCGUAUCAUAGAAGACCGUCAGAUAUUUGCGAAAUUCGGACUGAAGCCUUCUACUCAAAGCCUGGCCAUCGUAAAUCGUUAUGGAAGCCACCUUUUCCUGACACCACAAAUGGAGACAGGAGAGUCUUACGCAGCUACCGUAAAAGAGCAUUUGAUGAGUCUCGGAGUCAAAAUAAGAAAAAAACCACCCACAACAAAAACCCCGAGUCUUAAAGAGCUUUUCGACAUGAAACAGAAAGCGAUCCUAAGUCAAGCCGUUGAACGACCCCUCCGGACUUACCAAGCCGAUAUAAUCAAGGGUAUUGAAGACUUUCUGGUCACGAUUCUACCAAAUAUACCACUUAUAGCCGGGAAAAGUAAAACAGCACUGGAAUCUUUCAUGAAACUCCUUAUGCGUUGGCAAUUUCGAGGGAAUGGUCAAGCGCAGGCCCAUACAUUCCGAAAUGACACAUAAGGAGGCGAUACUCUGGCUCUGGACAACCCACAAUGAAUUUAAUAGACUCACUGCUGAUCAAGACGGCGAUCCUAUGUUCCCGAAGGUCCAGUUCCCCAGUGCGGAUAGGUGUCCCACCUGUCGGAAUAACAACUCCAGCUGGCGGAAUAACGAAGUGCUGAAAUAUUUAAAACGUCUGCAUCGCUUUGAUAAUUUAAGCCGCUACGGACUCCCCAAUUUGUAAAUAUUAAGAUACAAGAAAUAUAAAAUCAAUGUAUUUAAGUUUUUUAUAAUAGUGGGAAACUAAAAGUAACUAUUUUUAUCUAUUAAGCUAACUAAAGCAGAAAAACACAGUAUUUUUUUUUAGUUUACUUAUUAAAUCGACAAACUCCUGCAUAUCGAACUUCGCAAAUGGGUCCCUUUGCAGGGUUUUAAGCUUAAAGCUCUGAAGAAUAUUAUUACAAAGAAUCAUAGCAUCGCAAUCGUAAUCUUUGACGAUUUGAAUCGGUUGCAUAACUAAAGUGAGGAAAAUUGAAAUACGUCUAUAACUACAUAGAGUUUGUUAGCAGGUUAUAUUAGUAGAAGACAAACAGGGGAGCUUAGAGGACCUGAUAUGGAUCGAUCAAAGAUGGCCAGCUCAGCAGGUUUAUGGAUACUACUGUCUUGUGUCCUGCUUUUCAGCUCCGGAUUGAUGUCCCAGUAUGUCAACGCAGUUACCGUAAAA
This is a messenger RNA of Drosophila suzukii, 1865 nucleotides long. Its product is annotated as sulfhydryl oxidase 2-like. Gene Ontology annotation, cellular component: Golgi membrane. The record is from RefSeq and is a predicted model, not a curated record. Lineage: Eukaryota; Metazoa; Arthropoda; Insecta; Diptera; Drosophilidae. Gene Ontology annotation, molecular function: protein disulfide isomerase activity; flavin-dependent sulfhydryl oxidase activity. Gene Ontology annotation, biological process: protein folding.